Molecule: messenger RNA, 972 nt
Organism: Trypanosoma rangeli
Lineage: Eukaryota; Euglenozoa; Kinetoplastea; Trypanosomatida; Trypanosomatidae
Product: putative syntaxin
Exons: 1
Coding region: 1-972 (323 amino acids)
Source: RefSeq, a predicted model, not a curated record
AUGACACAGUAUUUGCCGAGCAGCGAUGGCCUGAUGCGCUCCACGUUGCGAGAAACCAUCAUGCGCAUCCGCCGUAUACGAAAGAAGGCUGGCCGCGAAGAUGAAAACGAGGAGGAGUCUUCUACGGAUCCGCAGCGUGACCUGUCGCUGGCGUUUAUCCGCUGCAUCGCACGCACGAAGAAACUCAUCAAGGAACGCAACGAAGGAGUGAGUCUUCACGGGCAAGACCGCAUGGUCAUCGAGCAAUCGAAUAAUAUCCGGAAGGACAUGCGUACCAUGGAGACGCUUCUUGAGGAGAUGAAAAGGUAUGUGGAAGCCACCGAAUCCACACUCGCGCAAGCAAACCGAAAGAAAAAACCAGAUAAACAAAAAGUGGCACUUCUAGAAAAACAACGCGACGAACAAGUGGCUCAAUACAAUGAGUGCUUCUCGAUGCUCGAGCUAGUGCGGGAGUUGGACCAACAGCGGAAUUCAAAUGGUCAAAAAGGUGCAAAUCUCGCUCAGGAAAUGCAGUUUGGACGCAAGACGCAGUUACGCCAGCAACUUUUGAUGCUUCGUCGGCAGCGAACGAGUGAAGGUGGUCACGCUGAUCCUAAUGAGGAGAUUGAAUUGCAUGAUGAUGCCGUGGGUGGAGGCCGGUUAGAGGAUAAUGAGGAGACAAGAGAGUCUAUGAAGGUCAUUGGAGCACAGGAUGCCGAAAUUGAUGCAGGGCUGGAUCGACUGAAGGCGGGAGUGGGUAGGUUGCACAACCUGGCGCUGGAGCUUGGCGUACAGAUUGACAUGCAGGCGCAGACGUUGGAGAAGACAGAGCAAACGAUGGAUGCUCAAGUGAAUAAGUUACGUAAUAUUAACCGCCGUAUUGGUAAAUUUAUGAGGGAGAAACAGCCACUGAACACCUUCUUGAAUAUGUGUUGUUGUCUGCUUAUCAUUUCCCUCGUGGGGUUCUUCCUUGUACAGUUCAAUGUCAUCUAG